CUCCAAAUUAGUGUGAAGUGUGCAGUUUCCACACUGAGGAAAGAUGUCCAAAACUUUCCUUCAUGCUCAACUUUAGUUAAUUGCAAUUACUUUAUUUAUUUAUUAUAUGCCAACCAUCUUGCUGUUCAACUCUCAACUUCUCUGAAACUAUUUAUUGUUCUACCAUCUUAUGAAUGUUAAUGUAAUAGCACAUGCAUACAGUCCUUUUGAGUAUUUCAAUGUUUUUCAGAGUACACAGUUGGCCUUAGAACAUCUGGAAUCUGCUCCUGAGAAACUGAAUGUUUCUGAAGAUUGUGGAGAUUUGGGGAAUUCGCAGAAAGAAAUUAUCGAAAAAAGGUACAAUAAAUACAAGGGACUUGUGGGCUCAUUACAGCAGCAUCUGGAAGAUUUAAAAUACAAACUUGAAAGUUUUCAAGAUAAGAAGACCAAUACCGAUGUUUCUGCUACCCAGCAUACACCUUCCAACUGGCAAAGCAGCACUAGUUUUAUGACCAGCUCCUUGCUUUCUAAGUCUGAAUCAUUUACCAAAAGUAGCAUUCGUUCAGAUUUAAAUUCAGCUAAAAAAGAUACCAACAGCAGGGCCGUGAACAGGAUGAAGCUAUUGACAGAAAAGAAGAAGCUUUAAAGCAAGAAGAUGAUAGACAAAUUUAUUCCAGAAAAUUCAGCUCUGCAUCUUUAGUUUUUGGCAGUGGCCACAAUCAAGUGUAACUAUAUUUAUGAAAGCUUUUGGGGGAGCCCUGGUUCAAGAAUUGCCAAAUAUUAUCAUUCAAACUAUUAUUUAAAACAAGGCAGGUUAAAUCUGAAGAUGCACCAUACAGUAUAUUGUAAAAUGCCAGCUUGCCUGGUAUUUUCUUCGGUUUCCUUCUAUCAAUUCUUUGAAGUCUAUUCAGAAUGUAUUUAAUUGAGACAAAGAGAAAUAGUGUAUGUGUCUGCAUGUACACUUGCAUACAUGCAGACAUAGAAGUUGUGUACGCUUUAACUUCAAAGACUUAACAAUAUUUUGAUUGAAUAGUGUUCGUUCAGUGAAAUAUAAAUACAUUUUGUGAUAAUCAGGAAAUACUGAAUAAAAAUUACUUUGUCUAUGUAUACAAGUUCUAUAAUAUUAAGAAAUGUACAUAGUAUUUUACAACAAAAGGUGCCUCAAACAUAUUAUGCAAUGAUUACAUUAUCCUGAUUAAUAAUAGACAUAGUUUAUUUCUGAAACAAUGAACUGAAUUUCCUCCAUCUGAUCCAAGGUAACAGAAAAAUAUAGCCUAAUCCCAAAUUGGAGGAACUCUUUGUAAUAAUCUAUUUUUAUCAUUAAGCCCAAGAAUAAUUUUGUUUCUAAAAAAAUUAAAACAUCCUAAUAAUGUAAUGAAAUAUUUUUGGCUCUAUUUGUUAGAAGAAUUUAGAGUUACA
Molecule: messenger RNA, 1398 nt
Organism: Thamnophis sirtalis
Lineage: Eukaryota; Metazoa; Chordata; Lepidosauria; Squamata; Natricidae
Source: RefSeq, a predicted model, not a curated record